Homarus americanus (American lobster) is the source of this 4315-nucleotide messenger RNA. RefSeq names its product E3 ubiquitin-protein ligase MARCHF6-like. Gene Ontology annotation, cellular component: endoplasmic reticulum membrane. Lineage: Eukaryota; Metazoa; Arthropoda; Malacostraca; Decapoda; Nephropidae. Gene Ontology annotation, molecular function: zinc ion binding. The transcript has 17 exons. The coding region runs from base 46 to 2859 and encodes 937 amino acids. The record is from RefSeq and is a predicted model, not a curated record.
AGUGGUCGACAGUCUCUUGUUUGUUGUGUUGACGGCAAGACGAAAAUGGAGGAGGACCCUCAAAACCAAGAUAUAUGCCGUGUGUGCAGGUGUGAGGGCACCAGCGACCGACCACUCUUCCACCCCUGUAUAUGUACCGGUAGCAUAAAGUUCAUUCACCAAGACUGUCUCGUACAAUGGCUCCGCUACUCACGCAAGGAAUACUGCGAGCUCUGCAAACACCGUUUUCACUUCACGCCAAUAUAUUCUCCAGACAUGCCCAAGAGAUUGCCCAUAGCAGACAUUCUCACCGGCCUGGCACGGAGUAUGGGGACAGCAGUGCGGUACUGGUUGCACUACACACUCGUGGCCUUGGCUUGGUUGGGUGUUGUUCCCCUCACAGCCUGCAGAAUAUACCGGUGUCUCUUUACGGGCUCUGUGUCCUCUGUCCUCACGUUACCGCUUGAUAUGUUGUCUACAGACAACUUAGUGUCAGAUAUCUUCCAUGGGUGCUUUGUGGUGACCUGCACAUUAAGUGCUUUCAUCAGCUUAGUGUGGCUACGAGAACAAAUUCUUCAUGGUGGAGGGCCAGAUUGGCUUGAUCAAGAUGUACAACAUGAGCACGAACCUCCUGGAAAUUUUGGGCUGUUAAAUCAAGGCAAUGGCCAGGUUCCCGUGCAGCCACCUCACGACGACGCAGCAGCAGCGCCUCCCAUAGAAGAGGUCAAUGAUAAUGCCGCCGAGGUCAUUGACGACCCACUCCAUCAUGAAGUGGCUCCUGUGCCUGCUAAUCCAAACAUUCCAGAAGGUAAUGAAGGUGAACUACUACAUGAAGGUGUACCGGGUAAUAAUAAUUUAGAUCCAGGAGCAGCAGCAGACGAUCUCAACUGGAACCCCAUAGAGUGGGACCGAGCGGCCGAGGAGCUCACGUGGGAGAGACUCCUAGGCCUCGACGGCUCCCUCGUAUUUCUCGAACACGUGUUUUGGGUCGUGUCUCUCAACACCAUGUUCAUUCUUGUGUUUGCGUUUUGUCCAUAUCACAUCGGACACUUCACUAUAGUGGGGUUUAAGCUCAAAGGAUGGGUGUCAGCGUCGCACUUUGAGGGGCUGCUGACGGCGUUGUGUGGGUACUGUGUUGUUGGUCUGUGUCUGGUGUUGCUGCACACAUUGGCAGCCAUCAUCAGGCUCAACAGGUCCAAGAGAGUGUUGGGGUUGUGUUACGUGGUGGUGAAGGUCGCCCUGCUCAGUGUGGUGGAGAUAGGCGUCUUCCCCCUCAUAGGCGGCUGGUGGCUGGACAUCUGCUCCCUCUCACUCUUUGAUGCAACGCUCAAGGAUCGAGAGGUAAGCUUCAAGGCUGCACCAGGAACCUCCAUGUUCAUCCACUGGCUGGUAGGGAUGGUGUAUGUCUUCUACUUUGCCUCCUUCAUCCUCCUCCUUCGGGAAGUCCUACGGCCGGGGGUCCUGUGGUUCCUCCGAAAUCUUAAUGAUCCGGACUUCAACCCCGUACAGGAGAUGAUUCACCUGCCAAUUGUCCGUCACACUCGACGCUUCCUGGCCUCCAUGGUGAUCUUCGGCUCCACGGUACUGCUCAUGUUGUGGCUGCCCAUCAAGAUCAUUCAUGGACUGUGGCCCUCCUUCUUGCCCUACCAUAUCACUCUCUCAAGUGAUACACCAGUGAGUGAGUUGUCUUUGGAGUUGUUGCUGCUUCAGGUGAUUCUCCCGGCCUUGCUAGAGCAGGGUCACACCCGCGUCUGGCUCAAACUGUUGGUCAGACAUUGGUGUGCUGCUGUCUCACACGUCUUGGGCCUCAGAUCGUAUCUUCUGGGGGACGUGGCUCUUGACGCACAGGGAGGCGGAGUAGUGAUAGGCGGUGAUACAGGAGGAGGUGUUGGUGAGGUUGGAGCUGGAGCUGUCCCACAGGUGGAGUUGGAGGAGCCAGCUGAUGGGAUAGUGAACCCUGUGGUUGGUGGUGGCGCUGAUGCCUUGGCUGGAGGUCUUGGGGCUGCACAUCAGGCGUUGCUACAGCGCGAUGGUCCAACUGGCUUCCAAGCGUACGUCCGCCCAAGAUGGUUUGGUGUACGCAUCUUGGGGUUGAUCAUCAUGAUGUGCAUCAGCCUCACUGCAGCGUCAAUAAUGUGCCUCACUCUGCCUGUUCUUGUGGGGCGACAGUGCAUGUACUUGGCGUUGGGGGACACUAAGAGAUUAUCCGAGGCACCCUACUGGCCUCCUGAUCAUGCUGGCUGGACGCAGGCCGAAGUACUGCAAUGGGGUGUUAUGGGAUAUAUUUGGCAGGGCACGAAGGCGCUGAUAGCACUGGUGGUGGUGGCGGUGGUGGUGCCAUUGAUGGUGGGAGUGUUGAUGGAGCUGGUCAUUGUCAUCCCCCUCCGUGUACCACUUCAUCAGACUCCAAUACUCUUCCUGUGGCAGGACUGGGCUCUAGGAGUUCUCUAUACCAAGAUCAUGUGUGCGCUGGUGAUGAUGGGGCCCAACUGGUGGCUGAAGACCAACCUAGAGCAUAUAUACCUUGGGGGUGUGCGUGGUCUGGAUCUUAACCUCCUCGUGGGUCAGACCGCACUCCCGGUCAUCGCCUGUCUGGGAGCCUGUCUGACGGUACCUUACGUAACGGCUCACACUAUCGCCCCUCUUGUUGCCCCUCCUACUUCUCUGAUUUUGGUUGAGCGUCGCAUCUACCCGGCCCUGCUAGUGAUAACACUGUUGUCUAGCCUCAUCAUCAUGCAAGUUGUACAAUUCACACGCCUCUACGAACACAUUAAAAAUGACAAGUACCUGGUGGGGCGUCGUUUAGUUAACUACGACCACACGAGCAGCCAGCCUCCGCCGCCACUACAGGAGAAUGAAGUCACUCCUUUUGUUAGGUGAAGGUGCCAAACAGGGUAUGUAUUUGAUAUUUAUCAUGAAAAAAAAAGAAUUCUGUAUAUUGUCUGGUGAUGGUGCCUGACAUACCGUACAUAUUACAUAUAUGGCGUAACUGUAAUAUUAUACCUUGUAGAUACAGUAUAUUCAAGUGGUCGGGGCGGUGCACUGCCGACCAUCACGCCGUCACGAAGACUUUACAUGGCGUGGAUAUGAGUGUGUCACGUUUUUAAGAGCACCCUCCAGUGUUGUUGUGAGGUUUAAGUAGUGCCAGGACUCACGAUGACAGCGGUGGUGGGGGGGGGAGGGCGAUGAUGUCAGUGUGUGGUCCCAUAGAUGUGUGUGGAAACUGUUCAUCAUCUUAUAUUAUACAAGAGAGGUAGAGGUAAAAAAAACACACCGGAAAUGAAGAAAGGUAAUAGAAUUUUUUUUUUUUUUUUAGUUGUUGUGAACAUGGUAAAAGGUCUUUUAUCUCUGCAGUGUAGGGAAGACAAUGUUUUAACUAGAAUGAUGGAGAAUAUUGGGUCUGUGAAUAACAUCUGUCAACUGUACUAAAACACGUGAGAGAAUACCCGCAUAAAUAAUCACAAAAAAGGCUGCAAUUGGUAUAAUGUCUAUGGUAGCAGUUGCCAUAUUGUCUAUUAUUUAGUGAUUAUUGCUCUCACUUUUAAAGAAGCUCAAACUGAGGAAUAAGGUAAACACAAGUCACAAUGUUCUGGUUUUCUCCUCCUUAUGUUUUAUCUCAGUAUGGACCUUAGUUUUUAGAGGCUAUUUUGUAUUUGAUAAUGUACAUUGGGUCAUGGAAGUCUGCAAUCCUAAUAGGCCGAGACAAUGGGUAAUGCAAUCUUUGUGUUCCUGCCAUUGAUUUAUUGUGUGUGGUACCAACCCACUUUUACCUGUUAACUCCUCCUUGAGUACGAUGGUGUAAGAUCUUCGGUACGGUGACUUGACCCCAAGAGUACGAAAUCAUAAUCCACAUAGAGUACAAUGACAUCGUAUUCUAAGGGUCAUCAUCAUAAUCAAAGGGACUAAAUCAUCAUGCUGAAGGGAUUAAGGCAUACUCCGAGAGUUAAGUCAUUGUACUCAAGUGUUUCAAGUCUGAUAUCAUCCUCAAUACAUUUCUCACAUCUAUAUAAUUUGAAGCACUGUAGCCAAUCACCUGAGACCUUCAAAAACAUUCCUCUAUUGGUUCACACUUUAUAAAAAUCUUUAUUAUAUUUUCACAUUAUAACCUGGUUUUAUCUUCCUGUCUCUACUAAGCUACUUGUUUAUGUAGUGUGUAAAUCUCUGUUCUUAUUCCACUGUUGACUGUGGUAGGCAGAAUCCUUUCAGUAUCGUACACAAACGUCAAAGGUACCAUAUUGGCUAUCAGGAAUUAUGAACUAUAUACUGUAUGUAUUUAAGGUUAUUUUGUAAUGUUAUACAGUUUGUAUUGUUUAACAAAUACAAAAUGGAAUUCUAA